Leptosomus discolor (cuckoo roller) is the source of this 1336-nucleotide messenger RNA. It is a transcript of the gene SAXO1, whose product is annotated as stabilizer of axonemal microtubules 1. The record is from RefSeq and is a predicted model, not a curated record. Gene Ontology annotation, molecular function: microtubule binding. Gene Ontology annotation, cellular component: sperm flagellum; cytoskeleton; centriole. NCBI's taxonomy places the organism in Eukaryota, Metazoa, Chordata, Aves, Leptosomiformes, Leptosomidae.
AUGUCACCGUUGUCCACACCUGCCCACCAGGCCCUAUGAGAAGAAUGAGAAGUCAUGCAUGCUGUCAGAAUACAUGGAGCGAUACCCCCUUCAUCCCAUCAUUGUUCUCAGAGGCUCAUUUAAGCCAAAGGAAGCGUACAAGAUGGUGCAGAUACCCAUGGAAGGCAUCUCGACUACAAAGAAAGAUUACAGAACGCAUGAAGUGUUGCCACAGAAACUUAAACCACCUGGAAAGCAAGUAAAGGGUAAUGAGAGUAUGGAUAUGACCUCCACUUAUAAACAAGUUUACAACUCUUACCCUAUCUCUCAAGUACCUCCAUGCCUCCCUUGUGUGACAAGACACAUGCUCAGCACCAAGUUGGAUAUAAGAACCACUUACAAAGAUGACUAUGCGCUAUGGAAGCGACCAAAGACAGAGCUGAUCAGACCAAACAGCAGGUUUCACCCAUCAGAAGAAAAAUUUGACCAUAGAACCAUCGUUCAGGAUGACUACCUCUACAGGGGGCCUGUGGCCACUCAAAGCUGCAAACCUCUGAUUCUGGUCCAGAAAACCAAGGAUCCCUUUGAGAAUAUAACCAAUUAUAGAGUGAAUUGUGUGCCACAUCCUCUGGAGAAACAUUAUGUCCAUAAAAAUGAGAAAUGCAAGGUCAAUGAGGUCCCAUUUGAGAGACUCGCUACGGACAAAAUUUCUUACAAGGGGCUUGCUGGUCAUCCAGCCAAGCUUGUAAAACCAUACCAGCCAAAGUUUCUCCAUGAUCUUCCAUUUUCCUCUACAACGGAGUUUCAGGAAAAUUACCAAGCUUGGCCACGGACUCCCAUAUUCACCAAAAAACCUGAUGUGUAUCUUCCUCCUCUGGAGAAAAUGGACCUUUGCACCACUACUCAGAUACAUUACAAGCACCCAAACGGCAGGCCGGUGAAGAUGUGCCAAUCUUUGGCCCAGCUUCAAAGAAGUACUGAGCCAUUAAAUAGCUCCUCUAUAAUGAAAGAAGACUAUAAGCCUUGGCUGUGCAAGAGACUAAAGCCUAUCACUUGUGCUCCAGAGCUGACUUCGCCAGCAAAACCGAUGGAUUUCUUGACUACCUUUCAGAAUCAUUAUGUGCCUCAUCCACUCCCAGUUAUGAAGAGCUAUAAAACUGGCUGGUCAGGCCCGAAGCAUCACACUUUGCUAGAUGCUAAAACGAUCUAUGCUACCAGCUACACACCAAAGGGCAUUGUUAGGUGUUUGGCCUCUUACAAAGACCCACCUGGUUACAUCUUUGAGGGAGUUAAUGAUGGUGGUCAUCAUUUCUAUCUGCCUGCUUCCAAGAGAGAGUGCUUGCAAGAUGGACACUGA